CUGGCUGAUUUGUGUCACUCUACCGAGCAUUUAUUAGCAAGGCAAAAGGAAUUCUCCAUUUACAGACACUUGCUAGGCAGGCAAAAUUAGAAGAACAGAAAUUCCAAGUACCCAAUACCAAGAUGAGCGAGCAUCCAGUGCCCUCCAAGCCCACCUCCGACAGGACGAUACCGCUGGGCAGGUCCUUCUUCGAUGUGCUAUGGCCGUUGAUCCUGGACGAGAACGUCUGUCGCAUCGAGAGCAAGGCGGAGGAGAACUUUGUGCCCAAGGAGCCCUUCAAUCGACUGGAGUGGCACACCUAUCUGGCCCAGGUGGGCUAUCCCUUGUACAUGCCACCCCAUGAAUUGCGAUGCUGUGAAGGAGCCCGGCGGCAGGAGGUGGAGCAGGAGGAGGCGGAAAAGGCCUUGAAUAAGGAGGUGGAGGAGCGAAAAGGUCCCGCCGAAGGCGACUUCCUAUGCCGCGGAUCCCAGGCCAUUCGCCCCAUCGACAAGGAGGUAGUGCACCUGAGAAAGGAGCACGAACGGCGGCAGAAGCUGGCCUACGACUUUGCCAACCGGCGAUAUCCCUGGACCAUGCAGACGCCUAGCCACGAACUGGGUUUCACCCUCACCGAGGAGCUGAAGAAGUGCUUCAAGGGACCCUUGGAACUGGACAUAUUGAACGCCAUUCACGACCACGACUGCAAGCUAAUGAUUAUCGAUAUGGGCCACGAAGUGGACGUUAAGGACUGCCAGCGCUGGAUCAAGUUCCGUCCCUAUAUCCAGUUGCUAGCCCUGGUGAGGACACCUCGCAUGGAUCGAUCCCUGAAACUGCUCAAUGUCUUCCACACGCUCCUGGUGGAGGAGUCGGCUGAGAACUCCUGGGACGAUGAGCUGCAGUGCUCCGUUCGCACUGGCUAUACACAUGCCCAGAAAAUGCAGCUGCUCAAGACCUGCGGGGAGCCUCUUGUCUUUGUUUUUAGUCGAUUCCGCGGCAUCUGCACCUGCGAUAACUUUAAGAUAAUCCGCAGGGACUAGAUGUGGUCUUUCGCGUAUUGAAUGCCCCUAGCUACCAAAUUAUCUUUAAAACUUAAAAAAAUUAAACUUUACUUCAAUCAGAAGUAAUUUAAAAUUCAUAAUUAUAACUAUAAAAUUGUAUAAAAAUAAAUCAUAAGUUGUAAGCACUGUCACUUAUUAAGCAGUAUAUACAUUUAUAAAAUA
This is a messenger RNA of Drosophila biarmipes, 1199 nucleotides long. RefSeq lists its product as uncharacterized. The record is from RefSeq and is a predicted model, not a curated record. The transcript has a single exon. The coding region runs from base 123 to 1016 and encodes 297 amino acids. NCBI's taxonomy places the organism in Eukaryota, Metazoa, Arthropoda, Insecta, Diptera, Drosophilidae.